CAGGCCGCGGCGCGAUCAUUUGCAUAGUGAGCGCGGGGGUUUGUGGGAGCGAGCGCCGGGCUGACAGCUGCUGCCUCCCGAUGCGCCUUGAGGGACCUCAGCGCCCAGGUCUGCUGCAGACGUACAGUAAAUGCAUGUUGGCCUCCCCUGACCUGCUGGACUUAACAGAAUUCUAGUGUGGAGCAUUACUGCAAACUCUUUUUAAAGUGACAAAGGCAUGAAUGGGGAUUUUCAGCAGCAGGUAAGCUGGUCCAGCGAGUGACUGUGAUGCUCUGGAGGUCCAAAUAGACGGUCUUGGUGCUGGAGAGGAUAUGGGAGCUCGUCUAAGGGGUAAAUAGGACGCUAAGGUUGCGAAAGGUCUGGUUCAGCUUCAAACAAGGGACAGGAUUGUGUUACCGACCAUGUCCAAGGCUACAGACAGAUCGAAACGCUAACUGAUCUCACUAAGUUUUAAUAAUGGCUGAUACUUCCACACAUAAACAUUGAGCUAUAGACGUGGUCAUACAAUACAGUGGACUCUCUGCUUGAGGUACGGCCUACUGAUUGGAUAUCAGGUUCAAGGGGAAACAAAUUUCUGAGAACAGCAGCUAUUAAAUAUUAAAUAGCAUCAUCAGUUUGUGAGUCAAUAUGGAUCAACAGACGGCUCCUGCCAUCUUACUGAGUGUGAUGGAUCAUAUACAAGUAUCUGAAUUGGAAGAGUCAGUGUUACAGAGCUUAAUAACCCCAAGCCCUCGAAGUGAAAUGGUUGCCCAUGAAUUCCAAGAGCUUACACUGCAGCCAAACCCGCACCUACCUCCUUUGAACGAGAGGAAGAAUGUACUUCAAUUAAAGCUACAGCAAAGACGGACAAGAGAGCAGCUGGUGGACCAGGGAAUCAUGCCACCAUUGAAGAGCCCAGCUGCAUUCCAUGAACAAAGGAAGAGUUUAGAACGAGCAAGGACUGAGGACUACCUGAAACACAAGAUACGAAGUAGGCCGGAGAGGUCUGAACUGGUCAGAAUGCACAUAUUAGAGGAGACCUUGGCAGAACCUUCGCUGCAGGCCACUCAGAUGAAGCUAAAAAGAGCCAGACUGGCAGACGAUCUAAACGAAAAGAUCGCUCAGAGACCAGGUCCGAUGGAACUUGUGGAAAAGAACAUUCUUCCUGUAGAUUCCAGUUUAAAGGAAGCAAUUAAAGUUGGCCAAGUCCAUUACCCCAAAACCUUAGACACAUUCUCAUUUGAUGAUGACAGCUGUGAUGCCUUGUCUCCAGAGCAGCCUGGGAGCCAAGAGUCACAAAGCUCAGCUCCUUCUCCAGGGGAAACCAAAGUGAGUGAGUCAUCAUCCUCCUCAUCGUCACCUGUACCAAACACCAUUAUUCAGUACCACCCACAGCCAAUGCCUGAUUUCCUGAAACCUGCCCCUUUACCUGAUCAGCAAGGUAUACGUUCAGUAAGUACCACACUGUCCACAAGUACAGCUGCCUCAACGAAACCUGCUCCAACCCUAAUCAAGCAAAGCCAACCCAAAAGUGCAAAUGAUAAGAAUCGGAGCAAGAAAAAUAAGGAUCUGAAACCCAGAGUAAAGCAGCUGAAAUAUCACCAGUACGUUCCACCAGACAAGAAGCAUGAGAAAAUUGAACUUCCCAUGGAUACAAACUACUCCCGGCUCCUGCAACAGCAGCAGCUUUUCCUCCAGCUGCAGAUCCUGAGUCAACAACAGCAACACUACAAUUAUCCGGCCAUUCUCCCUGCACCACCAAAAUCAUCUGAUGAUAACCAGACAACCAACAGCAUAACCACAUCCACUACUCUGGCUGACUGCACACCAACAUUGUCAUCAUCGUCAUAUGUCACACGGCACAACAAUGCACCAUGCAGGAAGUUGGGAACUCUUCCCCCUAAUCUGGAUGACAUGAAGGUGGCAGAACUGAAGUUAGAGUUGAAGUUGCGAGGGCUCCCAGUGUCUGGUACUAAAAUGGACCUUAUAGAGAGGCUGAAAUCAUACCAGGACUUAAGCAACACUGCUGUUGGUGCAGCAGUAGUGACAGCCUCCAACUCUGCUAUUGCAAGGAAUCAGACCACUGCAGCUUUUCCUAUUGCUGCUAUUAGUAAUGCCACAAACACCACAGAGGCAACCAUUACCACAGCGUCAAAUAAUCUACAAUUCUAUGAAAACGCAGCCUCGCCGUCUCCUACCUCUCCAGCUCCCUCAGAACAGUCUAAUGUGAGCACCGACGACAGCAACCUUACAGAUAUGUUUACUGAGCUGGUGACAAUGGUGUCUCCUUCACAGCUCACAAUUCAUGCUUCACCUGUGAAUACAACUGUUAAUGAAGACAGCAUAGGGGUGAGCCGGGCAACAAAUAAUGCUACUCCUCAGGGUGCCAGUUUGCCGAGUGUGGAAAUUGAUGCUGCUGAAAAGGACCGAAAGCUUCAGGAGAAGGAGAGGCAAAUUGUCGACCUCAAGAGAAAACUUGAGCAAGAACAGAAAUUGGUGGAGGAACUAAAGAUUCAGUUGGAGAUUGAAAAACGAUGCCAGCAGCAACAAUCUGUGACUGCGAAUCAGAAGCACUUGAACAACCCUGUCAAAGAGGAGAACACGCUCUCCAACUGUCCUAUUUCAAGACAGCCCACACCAGCUCCCAACCAACCCUUGGGUCCACCAACCAUUACAAACAUUGGGACAUGCAGCCAGAAUGCAAUGCAGCGAAAUGCUUUGCUUGUGAAACAGGAAGCCCCACUGGCAACAGCUAAGCAACAGAAUGCAGUGUCUCAGUUUUAUGUAAGCCCACCAAGACAAACACCAACUACAGCUAUAGCCCAGGCUCAGCCUCACGCUUUGCUGACCACUCAGACAGGAACUCAGCUGUUGCUCCCGUUGGCCAUCCAAGCGCACGAUACAAAUCUCUGCAGCGACUCGAAGAACCUGCACGCAGGAAAUGUUCAAUUGCAGUCUCAUUCACAAGCCACGGUGCAGAAACCAAUAGCAGUCCCGACCUCUACUGCAGUGCAGCCUUCAGGCCCUCAGAAACAACCACAACCACAAGAUUCUGUGCCACAACGUAGUUUGACCCAGAACCCACAGAUUAUUGAGGUUUUUACAUCCACAUCAACGACCAAUGCAUUUCCAAAGCACAUUCAAACAGCAGCAACAGUGCAGCAAUGUUUCAUAAACACUUCAACAGGUAAUGUGCAUCAUCCAAGGAUAAGCAACGUUAAUACUCUCCUCAAUGGACCCAACUGUACACACAAGUCUGGAUCAUCCACUUCCCCACCUCAGUCCCAGCAACAGUUAGUAAUCCAACACUCGGUCUUCAAUAACUCUGUUUCGAAGACAAAAGAUCCUCCUCGAUACGAGGAAGCAGUCAAGCAGACUCGCAGUUUAAAACAGCAGGAGGUGUUCAGCGCGCACAGUCAGCAGAUGGAUGAUCUUUUUGAUAUCCUAAUUGAGAGUGGAGAGAUUUCACCAAUUGUAAAAGAAGAAGCAUUACCCGCUACCAAGAUGAGAGCUGUUGUAGCCAACAUCUCCUCCUUGCCUGUAAACUCAGCGUUGUCUCGACCACCACCACGAGUUCAGAUGGCACCUCCACCGCUGUCGCUUGAAUCAACAAAUGAUCUCUCGGUUGGUUCAGAAAAUCAAUUGGAGGCCUUUCUGGAUGGUACAUUGUCAUCUGGUGCCAAUAUUCCGCAAAUGACAGUCAGCCAAGAGGGCUCGGACACUCUUCCUUUAAUGGAGGAUCUUCAGAAUGAUCUACUGAAUACGCCCAACAUUCUGGACCAGCAUCAUUCUGCUAUGGAUACCUGUGAUAUGCAUUUCACUGCAGAAAGUUCUUGCCUGAACUUGGACCUCCAAGACACUAACUUGGACAAUAUGGACUGGCUGGACCUGACGAUGCCUGUUUCAAGUACAGGACUCACUCCCAUUAAUAGUGCUGCUCCUAGUGUGUUUUCCACUGAUUUUCUGGAUGGUCAUGAUCUUCAGCUACAUUGGGAGUAAUACAGCCAGGCUUUUAGUGGCACCUGAACAAAAUCAAUAUGCUUUCUUGGUGUUGUGUGUCAAUCGUCUAGUAAUGGUUAGUACUCCAAUGUAGUAACAAAACAAGCCAAGUUGAGAUUCUCUGGUCCAGUCCACUUUAUUGUCUCUAGAUAGAUGAGUGGGCAGUGAUUUAAAAAAAAGUGAUGAUUCAGGGCAACUGACAAUCCUACAGUGUGGCCAUUUUAAGGCUUUGUACUUUAAUGUAACAUUUUAUUCUGGUGUCAGUGGUAAUUACUGUUCUGUUGAAAUGAAGAUUGAAAUUGGAAAGAAUUUCUUCUUCAUGCAAGUGAACUUUCCUGUGGGUGGCCUGAGCCAAAAUGCAUGGUAAUUGUGAAGUUUAUUACACUGGCUGGUUCAGUGACUUUUUAAUCAGUCUGAGUGAAGUAUUCCAAUCUUUUGAAUGCGGAGAUGUUUUUGAACUAGUUAAUCUUUUCCUACUUUGUACAUUUUGUUUUAAUGUUCUUUUCAGUAAUGUUUUCAUCUAUUUUAUUACACAAAGAAGAUAUGAUGGUCCUGGUCCAGGGGAAAAAUCUUCCAGUUUAUAAUGACCACGGAUACUCAACCUGUAGUAGAUUUCUGGGUGUAAUUCUUGGAUCACUGUUAAUUCUGCAAAACCAUGAAAGUACAAUAUGUCAACCGGAAGUUUGUCUCUGUUACUUCAGGCAAAUAAUUUUUCACUGGAAUCCGUACAUUUUGGUACUGAUUAAUAAGCCUGUGGCAUCUUUUCUCUAACAGUCCACCUGCAAAUUUUCAUAUUUAAUCGGCACCUUCAGUAUACGAAGGUGGACAGGGGGCUUGACCCGCCACCCCCCACUCCUCCCGUAAUAUUUAACCAAAAUGCAAAAAGAAGAAUGGUCAGGAUGAAUUAGUCCAAUGCCAAACAUGUUCCCAUGCCUUUUUUGUUAAGUAUGAACCUGAUCUUACAAUCAACCAGGAAAAAGGGAUUUGGCAAUAUUUACAUUCAUGACGUGUUUUUUUUAAUGAAACUGAGUUCAUUGAAUCGUUUUUGGAGGCCAUUCCAAAUUACAGGCAAUUCUGAGAAUGCAGUAGUGCUAACGUAAUACGCUCUUUCAGUAAUUAGGAAAAUACCAGCAUAGUGUUUGAACUAGUAACUUUUAAAGGGCCAUAUUUUAGAAAAUCCAUUGGGAGAGCUUUUUUCAGUUGUUUACAAGCUAAGAGAUAUUGAAACACUUGAUGUUAUUGCCUUGUGAUCUCCCCCUGACCAAGCUGCUUCAUGGUUCUGCUCUUUUCCACCCCCCCCCCCCCUCCCCCAGAAAUGGAUUUGCCAAACACUUUAUGAAGGAAAACAUGAAGUGAUGUGAGUAAUAUUAUGAAAUGUAAUGUGUCCUUAUAAUGGGAAUGAUUUCGGUUAUCAACCAAAGGCUGCAAAAUGUAGGAAGUGCAGAUUUUUAAUCAAAGGCUGCAAAUUUUAAAAUUAAAGCAGGGUUAAGAGUUUUGAGGAGAUGUAAUUGUCUAUAUUUUACAUGUGAAUUAAAUGUAGUACAAAAAAAUGUAAAUAUAUAAAUUGAAACGAAAUCAUUGCCUUCACCAGUUCAGGAAUCUCAAAAAUAUUCAGACGAUGCAGCAUUUAGCAGAAUGUGAGUGGGUAAUUGAUGUCACUCUGCUCCCGGAACGCCCUCAGGAAUGAUUUCUAUUCAGAUGGUUAAUUUCAGAGAAUGCAGGAUUGUCUUCUCGUGUGAAACAUAGUGCAACCCACAGUCUAAAAAGUCACAAAUUUGGAGUUUGAAUGUUUUUGUUGUUUAAAGCUACUUAGCUGUGGAGAUUCCCAUAAUGAGCCCUCUUGUUCUGUUUGCAGUGAAAUGAUCUUUGAGGGAUUGCUGAUUAGGCCAAUUGUUUAACAUUUCUUAUAGUCCACAUUUAUGGUUACAUAUGGAAAUCUGGGUGAGCAAAGAAGCACAGAGCAAAUUGAAAGCCAAAUGUUUCAUUGCCAUAGAGUAUCUUGUCAAAGUAACACUAAUUACAUAAUUGUUUUUUCUGUGUAUUUCUGCACAGCUUCUGAAAAUCGAGGUCAGUAAUGUGACGAUGCCAGUAUUUCAGAAGUGUAAACCACUACUAAACCAACAGCAUCCAACAAACAACACCAAAGUAUUACUGUAGCUAAGAAACAUCUCUCCAUGUUUAGUGUCCAGCUUGCAGCUUAUGACUUUGUUCUUGAAAAUCUUAUCCCACUCUCAGAUCACCGCACAUACACGACCUCUCACAGAAGGAAGCUGCUGCUAGGUGUCUGCCAGUGCUGCACCGAUUAAUUUUACACAAAGGUAGAGUGCAGGAGGGCUGAUGAUGGACACGUCAGGGUGAAUUUUGGUGGGUGGCUGGCGAUCCCAACAUUGGCCUGGAUUGUGGGUCACUGUCACAGCAUUGACCUUGGCAGGACGUCGGACACAAGCUUAUUACUUGGGGCAGCAGUCGAUUUACAGAUUCAGGAGGUCUGUUCAGCAUGACCUGUGGACAAGGACCACUGGCCUCCUUCGCGAUGGGGCCAGCAGCGAGAAUGGCAGUCGUUGCCCCAGAAGCUCCUUCAGUAGGGGUGCAGCUGCCACCAUUGCCCCAAGAGUUAAGAUUAGUAGAGACCUCAGUCACCAUGAAGUGGCUGCGAUAACAGACCUUCUGCUCAGGGUGACCUGAGCUUUCCUGCCAACAGAUUGAUUUAAAAAAAAAACUUGGUGUUUUAUAUUUCGUACCUCCCUGCUGCCUCCACUCUUUCCACACAGGCUCCUCACACAGCGGGAGACCUGGGCUCUCUCGGGGAAAUUUCGAUCCAUUGCCAGAAUAGGGACCGACUGCCCUAUAAGUAUCCUAAUUGGCUACUACUGGGCAGGUGGAUGUUGCCACCAGUAGUCCAUCUCCAUGAAAAGCACAUGGUGGCCUGAAUAUAUCUGAGUCGACCCAAUGUGAUUCCAUCAAAAUUUCUACGCUUCCCGCCCCUCCCUCCUAUACCUCCAAAUCUGGCUCCACCGGUUUCGGGGAAAUUCAGCCAAUCACCUCAGAGCAGUUAACUUUCUUGUAUUUGCUCAAACAGGUAACUGCGUAGAGUAUUUACAAAUUUACCCUUGUGCGCUAAGAAAGAAGCAGUUGCCACAGACUCAAAGAGUAGAUAUUUUUUUGAAAGAAACAUGAAGGAAUUUUAUAUUUUUGUGCCAGAAUAUAUUUUCUCAUUGUUGUUGGAUUAAUUUCCCAAAUGUGGUGACAUUAAAUAGGUUUAGCACUAGAUUUAUUAUUUAGGAACUAUUAUGGGUGGCCUCUUGAUUUGAAAGGGCCAAGGUGUUCAGUUAUUUGAGAAAACAAAGAAUUUAGUGCAGGACUGCAAUUCAGCAAUGGUCUGUUCCUCCAUUAUCUACCCGACAAUUAAUCCAAACAAUGGAAACCUACCUGGUGAGAGUCUCAUUGCUAAUUGUUGAUUAUUGUCAAUUAGGCAGCUUCUCUUAUUGAACUGUGCUGAAAUAUAAGCUUGCCAAGUGGAAACCAAUGAUGGAAGUUAAAGCUUCAUGUGGUAAACAUGAGAUAUAUAUUUUACAAUAUAUUGUGUGGUUAGGGAAAACACAGGGUAAACUAGACUUGCCUAUGAUCCUGGAACGUAAAUUGAGCAAUUACCAAAGAAAAAAAAACAUGAUUUUUAACCCCUGAAUACCAGUUAUAAGUACACCUCCACGGUAGAGUACACUAGAUGUUAGACAUUGCUUAUAAUAGGAAUGCAUUUUGUAUAAGAUGUUUUUCAUAGCCACACUGUCUUAGCAUCUCAAUUUAUUAUAAAUUGCUGACAAACUCCAAAAUUGAAAUCUUGUACAUUUUAACACUAGGUAUUUCAUAUAGCCUUUGGGGGUCCAGGAAGAAUGUAAUGUGUUUCUUCUAUAUCAUACCACGAUGCCUUUGUAAUAACUAUUUGCACCCAUGAGAAAUUCCAUAUCAUGUUCAAAUACCAUAUGUUUUGCACAUUUGUAUAUAUGUAAUGCAUAUUUUUAUAUGUGUGAGUACAUUUAUCCGUAAAAGCCUUGUAAAUAUUGGCAGUGUUGGUAGUUUCUGAUGAUAUGUAUCUCAGCAAUUUUGCAUUACUGCUGUGUUUCAAUAAAAUGUUAAUGUCCUGUGAUUUGCAUUCCAGUGCCCGCCUUAGAUAAUCUCUGUUUCUGCAAUACUAGUUACUCUGCCAAAUGUAAACACAUGGAGUGCAUGCAUCCUGUGGGUGACCCCUUUGCAAAUCUGUACUGGAUGCACGUGGCUUUCACACGUGUGCUUGUCCAAUAUUUUAGUAGGGAAACUGAAAAUAAAGAUUGUUUAAGCUGC
This is a messenger RNA of Carcharodon carcharias (great white shark), 8316 nucleotides long. RefSeq names its product myocardin related transcription factor Ba (gene mrtfba). The transcript is spliced from 20 exons. The coding region runs from base 628 to 3978 and encodes 1116 amino acids. NCBI's taxonomy places the organism in Eukaryota, Metazoa, Chordata, Chondrichthyes, Lamniformes, Lamnidae. The record is from RefSeq and is a predicted model, not a curated record. Gene Ontology annotation, biological process: smooth muscle cell differentiation.